UUUCUCAUUUCUUUUUUGUUUUUAUUAUUUUCUCUGAUCUGUUACGAGUCGUUUUUGACCCGAAUGAAAGCUUUCUUCUUUCUUCCUUCAAUAACGUUGAAACUAUCUAAUUGAAUUUCCACUCUCUGUUUUCCCAAUUUCACACUUCAAAUUCCUCUCCGAAUCACUCAGAAUUUGAUUCCACGCCAAGCAAGGAGCACGAAGAGCUUCAAUUCUCUCUCUUCCUCUUUCCCUUUGUGCCUCUCUUAGUCUGCUCUGUGUCUGCCUCAUUGCUUUAGGGUUUUCGAGAUAUGAAAUCUCCGUUAGGUAAGCUUCGAGGAUUGAGGCUUCACAAGAGCGAUGCUAAGGAUAAAAGAGACCUCUUACCUUCCGCUCAGUUGGAUGAGCUCGCUCAAGCUGCUCAGGACAUGCAAGACAUGAGAAAUUGUUAUGAUAGCUUACUUUCUGCAGCUGCUGCAACAGCAAACAGUGCAUAUGAAUUCUCAGAGUCACUGCAGGAAAUGGGUUCUUGUCUAAUGGAGAAAACUGCAUUACAUGAUGAUGAAGAAAGUGGUGGAGUUUUGUUGAUGUUGGGGAAAGUGCAGUUGGAGCUUCAAGAACUUGUUGAUAGAUAUCGGUCUCAUAUAAUUUUGACAAUUACAAAUCCAUCAGAGUCUCUUCUCAAUGAACUUCGAACAGUUGAGGAUAUGAAGCGACAAUGUGAUGAAAAAAGAAAUGUCUAUGAGUACAUGGUUGCACAACAGAAAGAAAAAGGGAAGUCGAAGAGUGGGAAAGGUGAAAGUUUUACUUUGCAGCAACUGCAGACAGCUCAUGCUGAAUAUGAUGAAGAGGCAACCCUGUGUGUUUUUCGGUUGAAAUCUCUGAAACAAGGACAGGCUCGAAGUCUUCUAACACAGGCAGCUCGUCACCAUGCAGCCCAGUUGAAUUUCUUUCGGAAGGGACUUAAGUCCCUUGAGGCUGUUGAUCAGCAUGUAAAAGUUGUUACAGACCAACAACAUAUCGAUUAUCAAUUCUGUGGACCUGAAGAUGAUGGUAGGGAAGAUGGGGAAGAUGAUGAGAAUGGUGAUGAUACAAAUGAAGGGAGGGAACUGAGUUUUGACUACAGAGCAAAUAAGCUGGGGCAUGAGAUUUUUUCUGCGUCCAGGAAUUCAAUGGAGGUGGAUGAUGUUGACCUGUCAUUUCCUCAAGCUUCAGUGACAGAAAGUGCAGAGUUAAACCCAGACAAAAACCAAGGGGGUUUUCAUAUCUCAGGUAGAGAACCUCGACCAGGGAGCCAUUCUGCGCCAAUAUUUCCUGAAAGAAAACCUGAUCCAGUUGAAAGAAUAAAACAGGUUCAAUCAUCUGUGAGGAAGUCCAACACUUAUGUGCUGCCUACACCUAUUGAUGCUAAGAGUGUAGUCUCUUCAAGGACAAGUGGUUCAAUUGCCCACACAAGGCCAACAGACUUCAGUGCGCGCACCCAUAAUUUGUGGCAUUCAUCCCCGCUGGAACAGAAGAAGAAUGAAAAAGAUCCUGGUGACAGUCAUCUGUCAGAGGUCACUGUCUUUAAAGCACAUUCAGCAUACAAAGAGGGCAACAGUAACAAUGCCUUCACCCAGUUACCCCCUCCUUUAGCGGAGGGAACUUCACUUCCACAGCUUGAUACACAUAAUGCCUCCGAUAACAAGAAAAUUAAACGACAAUCUUUCUCUGGUCCAAUAACUAGUAAGCCAUGGUCUACAAAACCUUCUUUAUCUGCCAGUGGCCCCAUCUCCUCUAAUGAACUUCCCCAACAGGUUUCUGGAGUGCUUCCACGUGUAGUAAUUCCUCAGAGUACAUCUCCAAAAGUAUCCCCAACUGCUUCACCUCCCCUUGCAUCUUCACCCAGAAUAAGUGAGCUUCAUGAGCUUCCUAGACCACCCGGUAAUCUAGCCUCAAAACCAGCAAAACUAUCCACACCAGUUGGUCACUCUGCUCCAUUGGUCAGAAAUCCAGAGCACUCUGGAACAAGCAAGAAUUCUUCUACAAUGACAUAUUAUGCGUCACCCUUGCCAAUUCCACCUUUGGUUAUUCCUCGGAGUUUCUCAAUACCCUCCAGCGGCCAGAGAGCAAUGACAAUACAUGUUUCUAAGUCUGUGGAGUCCUUGCAUGUCCCAGAAAAGGCUGAAGAAGUUGAUUCUCUACCUUUCACGCAAUCCAUGGCAAACAUCAAACAAGCAUCUACCAUAUCUGAAUUGGUCCCUCAUUCUGGCCAAAUUAGAGGUAAGUGGAUGUCUUAUUUUUGGCUUUCUAAAAUCAAAACUCUCUCUUUGGACAUCUAAAAGUUAAGCUGGCCCUUCUAUUGUUGACUACUUUUCUGUUGAAAACUGCAUUUGCAUCACUUAAAUUGAAGUAUUAAUAUUUGGAGGGGAAAUAAAGAAACGAUUGAUUUCCAUCUUGAAUUAAGAUUUUUUUUUCCUUUCUCUACAUGUUGAACUGCUUAAUCUAAAAGCCAUGUUAUGUGAACUGACGCUCACAAGUUUCAUUUGUGCUAAAAGGCACAAGCUCCUCUUGGACCAUAAAUUGUAAAUAACAUUGACUUCGGGUUGCCCUCAAAUGGCUUGUAAGUUGCAGGCACUCUGUUUGAACUAUGGAGCCCUGAUUUUUUAUGCAUAUUUUGUCUUCUGUUGGCUAUUAUAGAUGGUAUCCACUCAGUAAUUAAUGUUAUACGUGAGUUAUACCAGCAUCAGCAUGCAUGUUAAGCUCUUCCCCUAUGAUGAUAAUGGAAAUUGUUUUCAUAAUUAAUGGAGGAGCGGAUUUUGUCUUGUCAGUUCCCUGAAUUAUUUUGUAAUUCCUUUUCUUAACAAAGGAACUGUGAGAUUGACUCCAAACCUGCACGAUCCGUAAACAAUGCGAAACAUUGUUUAUAGCUGUGCGUAUCAUGUGCUUACGCUGCUGCUCAAUUAUUAGUCUUUGAUAAUUUAAAUUUUGGUUCU
Manihot esculenta (cassava) is the source of this 2954-nucleotide messenger RNA. RefSeq lists its product as uncharacterized. Gene Ontology annotation, cellular component: cytoplasm. The transcript has 10 exons. The record is from RefSeq and is a predicted model, not a curated record. Lineage: Eukaryota; Viridiplantae; Streptophyta; Magnoliopsida; Malpighiales; Euphorbiaceae. Bases 291 to 2300 code for a protein of 669 amino acids. Gene Ontology annotation, molecular function: protein binding.